Molecule: messenger RNA, 2009 nt
Organism: Hevea brasiliensis (rubber tree)
Lineage: Eukaryota; Viridiplantae; Streptophyta; Magnoliopsida; Malpighiales; Euphorbiaceae
Product: IQ domain-containing protein IQM1
Exons: 9
Coding region: 194-1768 (524 amino acids)
Source: RefSeq, a predicted model, not a curated record
GUUCAGUGUAAAGGGUACUAUUUUGACAUUCCCAACUUUGAUUUUUCAAACUUCCAGUACUAUAUAAGAGCAAGCUUGCUCGUCAAUUGUAUUCAUUUACCAAAUUUCCUAUCUUCUUUUCAAUACAACUUCACAGAAAGGGCAGUUCUGCAGGUUGACCAUUCUGAUAUUACUCACCAAAGUCUUUGGGUGAAUGGGUCUUUCUCUUUCUCUGUUCUUAUCCGCGUGGAAUGAAAUCCUCUGGCUAAAGUUGUUUGGUUUGAUUGACACCAUUGACAAGGUUACAGUGAAGUCCUCAAGCUUGGAAAGGAAAGGAGAUUCAGAAACCACAAAUAACAAGUUUGGUGGGUCAGAUACAAUGAGGUUAGAGAGGUCGUUGAGCUUCAAGCACUGGGAUUCCAAUCAAGAAAAUGUUGAAGCACCUGAUUUAUCUAAAAAUUUGGAUAAUGCUCAAGAAACAAUCCGCAUAACAAAACCCACAAUAAUAAUCCCAGAACCAGUUCUCUUCUUUUCUCCAAGACCCGUUAGUGAGCUUGAUGCUGCUGCAACUAAGCUUCAAAAAGUUUAUAAGAGUUAUCGGACUAGAAGAAAUCUUGCAGAUUGUGCAGUUGUGGUUGAAGAGCUCUGGUGGAAGGCCUUAGAUUUUGCAGCUCUGAAAAGGAGCUCAGUAUCAUUCUUCAACGUUGAGAAACAUGAAACUGCUGUGUCAAAGUGGGCAAGGGCUACCACAAGGGCAGCCAAGGUUGGGAAGGGUUUGAGCAAGGAUGAGAAAGCUCAAAAGUUAGCCCUGCAACACUGGCUUGAAGCUAUUGAUCCACGCCAUCGUUAUGGACACAAUUUACAUUUGUAUUAUGAUGUUUGGAGUAAUAGCAAGAGCACUCAACCUUUCUUUUACUGGUUGGACAUUGGUGAUGGGAAGGAAGCAAACCUGGAGAAGUGUCCAAGGACUGUUCUACAACACCAAUGCAUCAAAUAUCUUGGACCAAAAGAGAGGGAAACAUAUGAAGUAACCGUGGAGGAUGGGAAGCUCUUGUACCGCCAAACUGGAUCACUUAUUAAUACGACUGGAGGUUCUAAGUGGAUUUUUGUGCUGAGCACGUCAAGAGCAUUGUAUGUGGGGCAGAAGAAGAAAGGUGCUUUUCAGCACUCAAGUUUCCUAUCUGGGGGAGCUACAAUAGCUGCUGGAAGAUUGGUAGCCACUGAUGGGGUUCUUGAGGCAAUAUGGCCAUAUAGUGGUCACUAUCUCCCGACUGAGGACAAUUUUAAAGAAUUCAUCAGUUUCCUUGAGGAGCAUAACGUGGACUUGGCAAAUGUCAAGAGGUGUGCAGUAGAUGAUGAUGAUGCUUCAUCUAAGAUAGCCGGCGACGAGUCCAAGUCAAUGAUAGAGGAGAAGAAGGGUCAACUAGACACAAAAGCUGUUGAGGUCAAUAUAUCUAUAAAUUCUACAAGCAACAAUAAUCAAGAAGAAAGUAGAGGAGCUCCAGCAGCCGAAUUUGAAGCACCAGUAAUAUUUGACGAGACCAAGAGGUUGUCAUGCAAGUGGACAAGUGGGGUUGGUCCUAGAAUUGGGUGUGUGAGGGACUACCCACCAGAGCUGCAAUCUCGGGCACUCGAGCAAGUCAACUUAUCGCCUAGGGUCAGCCCUGGCCACUAUCCAAUCUGUGUUCCAAUCCCUUCACCGCGGCCUAGCCCGAAGUUUCGAGUCUCGCCUAGACUUGCGUAUAUGGGUCUCCCCAGCCCGAGGGUACCAGUUAGCUCUGCAAGUUAGAUAGGGAGAUGACUAUGAGCUGGCUUUUCUUAAUAUAGGAAAUUAACCAAUUAUCUUUGUUUUUUCAUUAAUAGUUAACUUGAUCCUAUUGUUGUACAUGAAUGAGCUAUGCAAUGAAUAAAUAUAAUAUUAUCUUUGCAAUGGAGAAACUAUGAAGGAUUCUUGAACUAAUGUGAGAGACAAUUGCAAACUUUAGUAUUUGCUACCUAGUAAUAUGAUAUAAAGAGUGGUUGAACCUUGA